Aptenodytes forsteri (emperor penguin) is the source of this 940-nucleotide messenger RNA. RefSeq names its product GIMAP family P-loop NTPase domain containing 1 (gene GIMD1). Lineage: Eukaryota; Metazoa; Chordata; Aves; Sphenisciformes; Spheniscidae. Bases 91 to 756 code for a protein of 221 amino acids. The transcript is spliced from 3 exons. Gene Ontology annotation, molecular function: GTP binding. The record is from RefSeq and is a predicted model, not a curated record.
CUUUUUACACUGCACGCAUGGUUUAUGAACGAAGUCUGAAUGAAAGAGGAAGUUAAGGCAAAAUAAGGUUCGUGGAUAAAAACAUAGACAAUGGUAGACAGCAAUGAGAUGACCAUCAACCUUGUUGUCCUUGGAAGAACUCAGACUGGCAAAAGCGCUGCUGGGAACAGCCUGCUGGGCAGCUCAGACUUUGAGAGUCAUCAUUCCCCAAGCUCUGUGACUACAUGCUGCAGCCUUGGACGCAGCUGUCGCAUUUCGGGGAUUAUACGAAGAAACGGCUGUGAGCUAGCUCUCCGUAUUCGAGUACUUGACACUCCAAGCUAUCCUCACAGUGCUCUGAGCAAAGAGCAGGUGAGAGACACAGUGAGUUCAGCCCUGGCUCACCACUUCGGGGAGGAAGGCCUGCAUCUAGCUCUCUUGGUCCUGAGGGCUGACUUGCCUCUGUGUCCGGAUGAAAGCGAUCAUGCAAUUCAGUUCCUCCAGGAACUUCUGGGCCCCACAUGGAAGGAUUUCACUGCAGUUCUACUUACUCAUGCAGACAAGGCAGAAGAGGCUGGAUUCAGUGAGGAAGCAUACUUGCACAGUGCCUCAAGUACCCUGUUGUCACUUUUAAGCUCGGUACAGCAUAAAUACAUUUUCCUAGACAACCAGAAGAGCAUAAUUAAAGAGGAAAGAGCUAUUGUCUUAAGGAAGCUCUUAAAUUUUAUAAGACAAAAUAAUUAUCGAGUGCUUCUACUUAAACCCAGCAAGGAAUAAAAUUAGCUUUCAGGUGCUCGUUUGUCUAUUUUCUAUGGUAGGUAACAUUUAAUAGAAAUAAGAGAGUAGAAGCCAUCAACCAGAAAAUUCCACAUCCAUACCAAAUACCUUUGAACACACAGUUGGAAAUAUCUCUGUAGAUUACCAAACUACUUGCCUUUCAUAGAGUAUCUCACACUACUGC